AUGGAUGCGCAGAGUGUCUAUGCAUCAAAACGUAUAAAGAGCCGCAAACAAUUACGCAAGUUGAGACUGAAAGAGCACGUACGGGGGAAGAGCAAUAGGUCGUUCCCGAACCGACGAAGAGACAUUCAGAAACGAUACUGUCUCAAAAUACCAUCUUCAUCCAUUGGCUUAAGAGGAGGUGCUUCCUCACCUGAUGAUGACGAUUCUCAAAACCACAGGGUUGGGGGAAACGAUAAUACCUCGGACCAAUCAUCCGAUAGAGACGAUUCCCUAUACCGGGUCGAUAUCCAAGGAAGUGCAAGCGACGAGCCUGCUGAUACCUCGUAUAAGCAUACCAAUAGGAAUGCUUCCGAUACGAAUAACUUGGAAAAUCACAUGGCUCCAAACGGUGCGGUUGUCAACGGCUCAGACGAACCUCGCUAUAAUGGCGCUCCUACAACACAAGGUCACAUGGAAAAUGGCACCCUGGAUGAAGAAUUUAAUGGAGACUUUAUUGCAUCCGGAGAUGUGGGUAGUCAUGUUUUUCGAAAUGUACCUAUACACCGGAACCAUCAUGUGCCUCCGAACCGUACACUUUUCAAUGGCUCGAACAACCAUUUCUCUAGUAGAGCCGCUCGCCCGUCGCGAGGCCGCAUGGCCGACGAUACCCUCAGCCACCAAGUCAACGGCGUCAGCACUCCAACGAGCCAACGAACUUCCCUCUCGUCCCACCACUCCCGCGUCGACAGUCUCCGCGAUGCACAGCAAGAAGAAGACGACUACGUAAUAGACUGGUGGCUCUGCGAGCCCCUCGGCCGCACCCCCUUGACCUCAACCCACACCUCCAGCCUCGCCUCGUCCCUCUUCGUUCGCCAACACCCCCGCCGCUCCCCGCAAGACACCUACAACCACCUAGCCGGCUACUACUCCGACGACUCCCAAGAAAACAGUCGUACCAGUAGAGGUAGCGGCUCAAUCCUCUUCCCCCCGCCCCCAAACAGCUUACUCUCCCGCAUCCCAUAUCUGGAUCCUGGCCCUACUUCUAAUCUCUGGCCCCCGAACCCGGGUCCGCCAGAUUUGGUCGAGCCUUCGAGACAUGCAUCGUUGAGCCCCUCGAGACAUAACUUUUCGGGAACUACGGCGGCGGUGGCGGCAGCGGCAGCGGCACUGGGCGAGCCACCACCGCCACCGCCACCGUGGGAGUUCUCAGAUCGCUGGAAAAACAAUUGA
Messenger RNA from Bipolaris oryzae ATCC 44560, 1209 nucleotides. RefSeq lists its product as uncharacterized. The coding region runs from base 1 to 1209 and encodes 402 amino acids. Lineage: Eukaryota; Fungi; Ascomycota; Dothideomycetes; Pleosporales; Pleosporaceae. The transcript is spliced from 3 exons. The record is from RefSeq and is a predicted model, not a curated record.